UUUUCACGCGGCGCCCACCCCAGCUUUUCACGCGGCGCCUUCCAGCGAGAUGGAUCUGACACAGGUGCUGCCGGAGGAAUUGCUCGCCGAUGUGCUCCGCCGUGUCGCACCGCGCGGCCUCGCCGUGUGCCGCUGCGCCUGCAAGGCCCUGCUGGGCAUCAUCGACGCACGCCGCCUGCUGCGCACGGACCUCCUCCCGCACUCCGUCGGCGGCAUCUUCAUCAACGUCCACAGCGAACAUGUGUCGGAGUUCUUCGCCCGUCCCUCGACGGGCCCCACCAUCUCCGGCAGCUUCGACUACCUGCCCCCUACCGAUGGGCGCUCACCGUAUCGCGGUAUAAUACAGGAUCACUGCAAUGGCCUUGUCUUACUCGAAGAUUAUUCCGAGAAUUAUUAUGUGGUUAACCCGGCAACCAGACAGUGGGAUUCUUUGCCGCCGCACCAGUCCAUGUCGAAGUCCAAAGUGAGGGAUGCAGACUUCAGAUACCAAGAGUACCUCGUGUUUGAUCCCACGGUAUCACCCCACUAUCAGGUGUUUGUGAUCCCAAAUCCUAGGCGCAAAACGAAGCCCGAAGAUUUUGGUUAUGACAAAAGGAUUCAUGAAUUAGACCCCAUUAUGGAGAAAUCUGAAUGGCCACCAUCUGUGUGCGCUUUGCACGUUUUCUCCUCAAGGUCCGGCCGUUGGGAGGAGAGGUCUUUUAUUCGAGAUGGGAAGGCUGCAGGCACCAUCGCUGAUAUGUGGGGGCACUCCGACUGCUACUAUGACAAGCAUUAUGCUGUCUACUGCCGGGGUGCACUUUACGUCCACUGCAAAACUGAUUUCGUAAUGAGGAUCUCUUUAUCAAAUGAUAAGUACCAAGUAAUUAAACCACGGAUACAUGGUGAACUCGGUGAGUGCAGAAAGCUCCAUCUUGGACGAUCAGAAAAUGGGGUCUACCUUGCAACUACUAGUUUUGAAACGUCUCAUCUUAUGGUUUGGGUCCUUGACGAAUCAUGUGGCCAAAUGAAUUGGGUCUUGAAGUAUAACAGUUGCCUUCCACCCAUACUGGAUUAUGAUCGUCCUGUUCUUGGCCCAUGGGUCUUACAAGAUGUUAACUAUAAUGAGUAUCUCAAAGAGAGAGAGGAGCGCACUGGAGGUUUUGAAGAUACGGAAUACAUGGAAUACCUAAAAGAAAACAAAUUAGAGUUAAACUCUGGCAAGGAAAAGCUAGUGGAAGAAAAGUUUGAAUGGGACUCUGAAAAUGACAACAUACUUCAUAAGGAAGAUGUGGUUGAUGCUCAUGGCAAUGGAUACUUUGAUAUCCUUGGAUUCCAUCCAUAUAAAGAGGUUGUCUUUCUGGGUGUAUCAAUGUACAGAGGAAUUGCCUAUAAUUUCAAAGAUUCAAAGGUUCAGGACCUUGGCUACUUAUACCCAACCAGUGGCGAAUCUAAGGGCCAGGCUUCGCAUGGCUUGAGCCUACCCUCAAAAAUCGUGAAUUGAUAUUUUACUACUAAGCCUCAGGCUAUUUGGCAGGCCCAGUCCAAGUAAAACAGAUGCAGCCGGCUCAUCUAAGCCAACUAGGCCACGCAGAGCCUACCCUGCAUUUCCAUCCUAGAUUCGCUGCUGUACCCAACAACUUGUCAUUUGGCAUUGCCGAAUGAGUGUUUCAUAACCGAGUCAUUCCCAUACACACCCUGUUGGACAGGAGCACCAGUAAGCAAUUAACAAGAAUGUAGAAGACAGGGCACCGGUAAGCAAUUAACAAGAAUGUACAAGGGCAACUUAGAGACUGGUAUGCUGGUUGGAACCCAAUUGAAGAUCACAAUAAAUGGCCUAAUCAUGUUUAAGGCCUUGUUCAUUUUUAUUUAGCACUGGAUUUAUAAUUAUCCAAUCAAGUGUCCAUAUUUUCCAUAUCGAUUCUAAAAACAUGUGACAUAACAGUGUAUCAUAAGGCAAAUGGGAAAAUAUAUCAAAUAUACUUCAUUGCUUUGU
Molecule: messenger RNA, 1972 nt
Organism: Triticum aestivum (bread wheat)
Lineage: Eukaryota; Viridiplantae; Streptophyta; Magnoliopsida; Poales; Poaceae
Exons: 2
Coding region: 50-1480 (476 amino acids)
Molecular function (GO): protein binding
Source: RefSeq, a predicted model, not a curated record